UGUAAAUAAUUUGAAAUUGGCGAAUUUAUUUUCAAUUUUCAAAAUUUAACCACAGCAGCUUCAAUAGAGGCGCGUCUACGUGCUAUGCAACGGAAACUCUCCGAAAUUGCAGAAAUACCAAAAAUAUUGUCAUCAACAUUGGCAACAGUAUCGCAGACAUUUGAUAAAUUGAUGCCAAACGAGCAACAACAGCACCAGCAACACCAACAACUUCAACAACAGCACGACCAACAGCAAAAGCAACCAAAUUUUCCAGUUAACAUAACACAACAAAGAAAAUAUUCCUACGACGAGGAUGCAAUUGAUUAUGAAUUGAGUGAUGAUGAUAACGAUGAAGACGCCGACGCUGACACCGAUGAUGACUAUGACGACCGCAGCCAUACGCAGGGCAAUGGAAAAUAUGUCAAAGUUGUGAAAUUGCGUCAGCACCUGAAAAAAAUUAAACGCACAAAUUUAAAAGAAGCCACCCCGGAAUCUGAUUAUGCCUCGGAAGCUAAUACAUACGAAGAAAAUGACAGAGACGAUGAUAACGAUACACUCGAUGAUAAUGAUGAAAAUGAAGACAAUGAUACCAAUGAAUAUAAUUGCACGUUGCGGCUGGAGGCUAUAGACGAUAAUGAAAGUGAUUACACGUCUGAGCAGGAAGACAACGAUGAUAAGCCUGGCCAAUUCAAUGACAGCAGCGAAUGUGAGUUAGAAGAUUAUGAUGAAAACGACAGUGACAAUGAGAAUGACGAUGUAGAUGAGGAUGAUGACAACGAUGACGCUAACAAUGUCGAUGAAAGUGAUAGUAAUUGUUAUGGUGACAAUGAAGCAAAUGAUGAUGAGGAUUUCUAUAACACCACAUUCACUUGGAAUAUGAAAAAAAUACCAAAAUUACAUUUAAACGAUGAAGACAAAGUAAAGCAUAGAAAAUUAGAGCACGAAGAUGUUGACUUGUUUAAAGGCGUAAAUGCAGAAAAGAAGGACGAUCAGCAGAUUGUUGUGACAACAAUAACCAAUGGAGAAAAUAUACUUAAACAGGAAAAGCAAGACAAGGCACCAUUGGAUAAAUUCGAACGUUCUUGGCCGUGGGCUGAUCGUGAGAAAAUCAUCUAUAAGCAAUCAACUUGUCAUCUUGUACCACAAAAGCCAUUGGGACUUAUCGAGAAACGUAUACAAUUGUUAGCUCAACGAAAUUUGUUAGAUAAUCUGGAGAAACUACAUAAACAACAGAAAUAAGCCAUAAUAAGAGUCCUCAAUUCAUUAUCAAAAAACUGCCUAUAUUGUAUAAAUAAUCAUAACAUAUUAUAUAA
Molecule: messenger RNA, 1295 nt
Organism: Teleopsis dalmanni
Lineage: Eukaryota; Metazoa; Arthropoda; Insecta; Diptera; Diopsidae
Product: serine-aspartate repeat-containing protein F-like
Exons: 3
Coding region: 85-1221 (378 amino acids)
Source: RefSeq, a predicted model, not a curated record